Glycine soja is the source of this 2245-nucleotide messenger RNA. RefSeq names its product putative receptor-like protein kinase At4g00960. NCBI's taxonomy places the organism in Eukaryota, Viridiplantae, Streptophyta, Magnoliopsida, Fabales, Fabaceae. The coding region runs from base 62 to 2080 and encodes 672 amino acids. Gene Ontology annotation, biological process: protein phosphorylation. Gene Ontology annotation, molecular function: protein kinase activity; ATP binding. The record is from RefSeq and is a predicted model, not a curated record. The transcript is spliced from 7 exons.
GGUCUAUAAAAAAACACAGGGUCCAUUAACGGGAGCUUCCAUCAAUCUUUCUCUUUGUUACAUGCCAUUCAUUCACAAUUUCAGGAUGGCUGCUCCGGCCAUAGUUUCUAAAACUUUGCUCUUAUUUCUUAUUCUCCAUGCCAUUCUCAUGUCUCUGGCCACAUCACAGCCAAACUUCGUAAAACAUUACUGUUUUGACCAAAAUGGUAACUACACUGCUAAUAGUACGUUUCAGGCCAACCUCAAUACCUUGUUGUCCAACCUCUCUUCCAACACUGAAAUCGACUAUGGCUUCUACAAUUUCUCAAAUGGCCAAAACACUGACAAAGUCAACGUUAUUGGGAUGUGUAGAGGAGAUCUUAAGCCAGAAGCUUGCCGUAGUUGCCUCAACAAUUCAAGAAUCCUUCUCACACAACUUUGUCCAAACCAGAAGGAGGCAAUUGGGUGGUAUGAUCAGUGCAUGUUGCGCUACUCUACCCGCUCAAUAUUUGGAAUUAUGGAAUCUGAUCCUUUGUAUAAUAUACGGAACAACCAAAAUGCAACAAAUGUGGAUCAGUAUAAUGAAGUUGUCGGGGACCUUCUGAGAAGUCUAGGAAACAGAGCUGCUGCCGGUGAUUCUCAACUUAAGUAUGCUCAAGCAAACAAAACAGGUCCAAGCUUUCAAACUAUAUUUGCUCAUGUGCAAUGCACACCUGAUUUGACAGACUUGGAAUGCAAUCAGUGCUUGUUUGGAAAAUUAAUAUCAUAUAUCCCAAAUUGCUGUGCUGGAAAAGUACGUGGCAGAAUUUUUACACCGAGUUGUAAUCUUAGAUUUGAUACCACCCCAUACUUUGAUCCUAUUCCUACCACGGACGUCCCUCAUUCGUCGAUACCGCAAGCAUUUCCUUCUCCUGCUCCAUCAGCCAUGCUCAUCAAAGGCAAGAGCAACUCAUGGAAAACUGCCAUCGCAAUAAUUGUGCCAAUUGUCUCCAUUAUGAUACUCUUCACCUUUAUGUGCUUCUUUUUGAGACGAAGGAAGCCAACGAAGUAUUUUAAAAGUGAAUCUGUAGCUGACUAUGAAAUUGAACCAACUGAGACCUUACAAUUAGACUUCCAAACCAUCAUAGACGCAACAAAUAACUUUGCAGAUGUAAAUAAGCUUGGAGAAGGUGGAUUUGGACCAGUCUACAAGGGCAGGCUUCCCAAUGGCGAAGAAGUUGCUAUCAAACGGUUGUCCAAGGAUUCUGGCCAAGGAGAUAUAGAAUUUAAAAAUGAACUGCUAUUAGUAGCAAAGCUGCAACACCGAAAUUUAGCAAGGGUAUUGGGCUUUUGUUUGGAAACAGGAGAAAGGAUACUGGUGUACGAGUUUCUUCCCAAUAGAAGCCUUGACUACUUUAUAUUUGAUCCAAUCAAACGUUUAAAUUUGGAUUGGGAAAGGCGUUACAAGAUUAUACAAGGUAUUGCUAGAGGUCUUCUUUAUCUUCAUGAAGAUUCUAGAUUGCGCAUUAUUCAUCGCGAUCUCAAAGCAAGCAACAUACUCUUGGACGAUGAAAUGAAUCCUAAGAUAUCAGAUUUUGGCAUGGCAAGACUGUUUGAUGCAGAUCAAACUCUUGGAAAUACACGUAGAGUUGUUGGAACCUAUGGAUAUAUGGCACCGGAAUAUGCAAUGCAUGGGCAUUUUUCUGUGAAGUCAGAUGUUUUUAGUUUUGGCGUACUAGUUCUUGAGAUAGUCACUGGACACAAAAAUGGUGAUAUCCAUAAGAGCGGUUAUGUAGAACAUCUAAUAAGCUUUGUAUGGACGAACUGGAGGGAAGGGACUGCCUUAAAUAUAGUAGAUCAAACACUGCACAAUAAUUCAAGAGACGAAAUAAUGAGAUGCAUCCAUAUUGGAUUACUUUGUGUUGAAGAUAACGUAGCCAAUAGACCAACCAUGGCAACAGUUGUAAUCAUGUUUAACAGUAACUCUCUCGUUCUUCCUAUACCCUCACAACCUGCAUAUUCUACGAAUGUCAAAGGUCCAUCAAGAUCAAAUGAAUCAAGAAAUAACUUCAAGCAAGCAUCAUCAAAUGAAGUCUCCAUUAGUGAUCUAGAUCCCCGCUAGAUUUCAGUGUAGUGGUGACUCUCAGAAGCAUUCAUUCAUUCAGCUGAUGCAAGCCAAACAAAUGCUCUUUGUUUAGACAUUAAGAAUGAAUUUUUAUUUUAAUUGUAUGAUGUUUUUAAUUUUAUUUUAUCUCACUCAUUUAAUAAAAUUGUUUUUAUAAUUUUA